AUGAAGCUCACCACCACCCUCGUCACCGGCCUUCUCGCCACCACCGCCUCCGCCUCUUUCGACAAGUUCCUUCCCUGGGGCAAGCGCGACUACCCCUGCAUCAACGUCUACCAGGGCAUCCCCGAGAACGCCACCCUGGCCGCCGGAACCCCCGUGCAGCUCGCCUUCAACCGCCACACCGAGCGCUGCACCGACAGCGGCCUCGACCAGUACGCCGGCAACUACAGCGUCUGGCUGUACAACAACCCGACCCGCAACCUCGGCGAUCUGGGCUAUGAUGCCCAGGCCAAGGUCGUGGACCGCAUCCCUGGUACUACCAACAACCUGACUGUUACUAUUCCGGCGAAUCUGCCCAAGGUUAAGGAUGAUUCGAACUGGUAUCUGCGUGUCGAUACCACUCUUGUGAAUGCGCCUCAGAUGCCUUCACUGUUCAAUGCUCAGGGUCCUUUCCGCAUUGUCCGGUAG
Molecule: messenger RNA, 465 nt
Organism: Aspergillus puulaauensis
Lineage: Eukaryota; Fungi; Ascomycota; Eurotiomycetes; Eurotiales; Aspergillaceae
Exons: 3
Coding region: 1-465 (154 amino acids)
Source: RefSeq, a predicted model, not a curated record